This is a messenger RNA of Phacochoerus africanus (Common warthog), 4242 nucleotides long. Its product is annotated as KIAA0040 ortholog. Bases 812 to 1108 code for a protein of 98 amino acids. The record is from RefSeq and is a predicted model, not a curated record. Lineage: Eukaryota; Metazoa; Chordata; Mammalia; Artiodactyla; Suidae. The transcript is spliced from 4 exons.
GGUAACUGGCGGGAAGACCAGGGGAAGGGAGGGCGCGUCUGGGCGGUGUGCGUGCGCCCAAUUCCAAGGGCACCCGUUCUCUGCGGGCCCCGGGGUGGAAAGUUUGGGCAGAGCUCAGGGAGCAGGAGAGGGGAGCGAUUCAGGAAGUCGAACCUCUGACAUCAGGGGCAGGACGGAGUUGGAGUGAAACCUCAAAAAUGCGAGGCGUCGGCCAGCGGGAGGGCAGGGAACUCAGAGAGCUCCUGUCUCGCAGCCGGCGGCAGGUACUCCCGGCGCGGGGCGGCCCCCGCUAACCCUCCACGCGGGCCUGGUCAGCUCGGGCCCCGCUGGGGCUUCCGACGAGACGCCGGCACGGGACCCCGCCCCUGCGCCCGAUCACUGUCGCAGGGGCAGCACAGCACCCGGCGGCGACCGCGCCUACAGGAAGCCCUCCGGUGGACUCAGAGAUUUCCUCCCAUUUUGAAACUGACACCCCAGACAACAGAGUGACCUUCCCAAGGACACAUGCUGAAUAAGUCACAGGGAGGCGCUGAGGGUCUGAAGGCACAGGACAGGCACAUGUUGAGUGUUCCGUGAAUACUGACUGCAUUGAGCUGUGACCUCCGGGAAAGAAGUCUGGCCAAGAUGCCCUGACUACCCAAGAGCAAGAAGGAACAGCCCAGGGGGCCUGGUGCUGCUGUGCUCCCUGUGGCAUGCCCAAACCCAAAGCUGAAAGAGAACUAAGUUGCAAGGGAAAAAGUCUGCAUCUUCUUCAGCCCAGGCUUUGCCAGUUGAGCUGAGAGGUGCCUCUGGCCCAGUCUAGCCGAGCACCAUGGAGAAAAUCAGCGCCUUCUUCAGCGCCAUCUGGGACAUCAUCUCGAGCAAACACCAAGAGGGCCUCUUCAACAGCAUCUGUCUGGGCAUCCUCCUGGGGCUGCCCCUACUGGUGAUCAUCACAUUCCUCUUCAUCUGUUGCCACUGCUGUUGGAACCGGCCAAGCAAAGGUGGCCAACAGCCAGAGCAAAACAAAGGGAAGAAGAAGAAGAAAAAGAAGGCUGAAGAAGACCUCUGGAUCUCUGCUCAACCCAAGCUUCUUCAGCUGGAAAAGAGGCCGUCGCUGCCAGUCUAGUUAGGCAGGAGGCAGAAGUGUCCUCCUUUGGGGGCUUGGCUACCUUCCAACCACACACACGGGGGGUAGGGAGCAGAAACCCCAGAAGUGAUGCACUCAUGGCAACCAAGGAGCAAACCUCAGACUCAGUGGCCCAUGGAGGACACUCCCAGGGAGCACGAGGACCAGUGGUGGCUCUGUCUCAGCAUCUGCAUGUCCAAUAGCAAUGCUCUUUACUGCAGACUCAGGCAGGCCUUCCACCCGUCUCCAGCAUAGUCCACAUGCAGAAGCACAAGGAACAUUUAUCCAUACAUCUUGACAUAUCUCCCCAGUGUACACAUGCACACACCACGCACACACCACACACACACACAGAGGCACGCACAACCAGGCAAUAGGUACCUGCGCAAGUAUAUUCAUGUUCAUCAAAUGGCCACUGAAUGUCUACUUUGUGCAAGGUCCUAAACAAUGCAGCACAUUAUCCGCUCUUAGAAAAACAUCUCAUAGCAAGACCUGAUCUGGGCACAUAUGCACAAUUAUAUAACCAGGAAAAAGCCUAUGCACUGUCAGUUCCACACACCACUCAGGUUAGAGAUGUAGGCUUUCCUGUUCCUAUCUCCACAUAACCUUUUACUGGAAAUCCUCAUCUUUGGACAUUCCAGCAGCCUGGUACAGUCCCCCUUCCUGUAUGUUGACUCUGACAUGGGAACAGACAAGUUCCUGGGCUUCUGACCUCUCACUUGGGAGGAGAAGUUUAAAGUGAUAGAUCAAACUUCAUCGAAAGCUAUUGUCCUACAACUCGUGACAGGGUCCUCAUUACCACUGAUGGGCGUUUGAUUACAUCAAAACCUCUCUUUGAGAUGCCACCCCCAGGGCCACUCUGCAAGGCUCCCUUCUCCAAGCAAGAACCCAUGGCUCCUGGGAGUGACCACUAGAAGACUGUGGCACCCAGGUGUGCUCCGCCCACUCCAGUGGACUGCCGUUGCGCGCCUGUGCAGUGCCUGUUCACAGAUGGGAAGGAGGUGCUCCCUGGGAGCAGGGGACGUCCUAUGUGUAAACCAAAGGUUUUCAGCAGGGAAGGGAUGAAGACAAUUGCUGGUCCAGUCCCAUAGCAGGCACCCUGGAAACAACUUCACAGGUUGUCAUGGACUCAUGGGAUGUUCGUGGGGGACGUAGAAGUUACAGAGUUUUGAUGAAAGUAGGAUGAAGCUCUACAGAGGUUGAUUCAUAUUUAUCCUGAAGCUCAGGCAAGUGCCUUGCACACAGUCGGUACUUAGAAUUGUCUGUGGAUGUUCUUGGAUGUGUGAUGUUAAGGAAACUUGUAAUACCUCACCAGCUCCUCCAAGUGACCUUCUUCUAAGUGAGCCCACUAGUUGCUGCAAUGAACAGAAGUUGGGUAUUGAAUUCUGCAGGAGGAAGUGCAUGCCGGGCCAAGGGUCCAGUCAACAGGUGUGUGCCCCAAGAUCCAUGAGGACAUAUAAGCUAGAUCCGUGGUCAGUUAAGGAAAUGUCCCCUUACUAGGGUGAGGUUGGGAGGCCAAAUUAAUGCAUUCAUAGGAUGCACUGGUUGGUAUUUUGACUAUACUGUGACCAUAUCACAGAGAUGGAUAAUUCCCAACUUGAGAGCAGGCUGUGCUCUAAAAGUUCAUUUGCAAAUCUGCUGGGUAGCGGUCUUAAAAUAUUCUCCCAUGGAAGCUCUUCUACAUGGUGGUGAAACUGAGAUGUAAUUAACAAUGGAGCUAAACUAUGAUAUUUAUAGAAGCAAGGACUAAAUUCUCUAAGAUGGUGUUCAUGGAAAAAUGGACUCUGCUUGCUCACUUGGGCCAGCGGGUAGUCACCUGCCCUCCAGGGACACAGUCCAGGCCUGGUCCUGUGGAGGGGGUGGUGACUAUAACACCAAGGUCUUCUGACAGGUGACCCUGUGAAUCAUAAUUCAGGCCUGCUUACAUUUUAAAACCAGUCACGCUCAUCCUUCCAUCCUAAGUGGCUUUAAAUACCUGGGCACUCAGGCCCCUCACGCAUAAACCCCUCUGACCACAGAAAGAGGCACCCUCUGAUGCUCUGUCCCCUUGUCUUCUGGAGAGCUUAUCACAGAAUACCUGGCUGUCUCCUUCUAUCCCAGGAUGACUCGUCAUCUCCCCGCAUAACACGCACACGCCUCCCCAUGCCUCCCACUGCCCAGCGGGCUGAGUUGCCCUGAAUGUCUCCCACUCUCAGCCCCCCAAAAUGGAUGACUUGGGGGAGACGUGGAGGCUGACGGCUGAGACUGCUGUCAGAUAUGAUCUAGAAAAACAGAGCUCUGGGAUCAGGAACCACACAGGUACCAUGGUUGCCAUGGCAACCAGCUGCUAGUCUGAAUGAAGACAGCAGUCAGUUGUCGUGGCUGUGACAAGGCCUCUGUCUCCAGGUGCGGUGCCCUGCCAUCUCCUGAAUGCAUGGAUUUGCUCUACCUCCAGGCAUGAAACACCCAGAAAGCCACUUCUCCGUAGCUUCCAUAGCAAAGUGUGCAGACCCAAGACCCUGAAAGAGGCUUAUCUUUUCCCCAGCCUGCCUCCCCUGAUAAUCUUCACUGGAGCACCCAAAACAACCUUCACUGGAGCACCCAGUGCGUGACAGGCCCUCACAUUUUUGUUGAAAAAGUGGGUAGAUAAAAGGAACUCAAAGCAAUCACUGGAGUCUACUUCCCUUUCUUCCCACUUCCUUCUCAACUUUCUCUCUUCUCUUUUCCUUUCUUCCUCCCUUCCUCCCUGGGUACCACCUGGCUCCGUCUCUCCAUCCCUCCUUUUUUACUCCUUCCCAGCCUUUGCCCCAGAACUGCCACAGGCAGGCAGCCAGGGGCAGGGGAGGGCAGGGCUGAGUCUGCCUGGCCUAUCUUGGGGGCCGGGGGGCGGGGGGAAUGGCUAAGCUAACAUGGCACAGGCUUGGGGAGAAGGCUCCAGGCUCAGGACUUCUGAAUGGUCAGGUCUUUCCCCUGCUGCUCAAUGGAUUCGCUUUGGGUUUCGGGUGGGAGGAAGGGAGGAGUAGGGGGUGGGAAGGGAGGAGGGCAAGAUGAAGAUAAAGUCACCUUUUCAAGAAGAAUAUAAAUGGUUCUAAGUUGUAUAGUAUCUGUCAGUAUUUUUUUUUUUUUUUGGAAACGUCAAAUACAUCAAGAUAAAA